Molecule: messenger RNA, 1584 nt
Organism: Kwoniella botswanensis
Lineage: Eukaryota; Fungi; Basidiomycota; Tremellomycetes; Tremellales; Cryptococcaceae
Exons: 7
Coding region: 1-1584 (527 amino acids)
Cellular component (GO): nucleus; cytoplasm
Molecular function (GO): protein serine/threonine phosphatase activity
Source: RefSeq, a predicted model, not a curated record
AUGGGCCAAGGACAAUCAUCCUCCAAGAAGUUAGGACGUACAUCGUCAAAGCAACUAUCAGCAUCUGAUCUGGCGGAUUCGUUAGCCACCACAACCAUAUCCGAUGGUGAGACAACCUCGUCACCUUCCAUGGAUAUUGGUAAUACCAACAACUCCUCCGUGGGGCAGUUCAGUACACCAUCUAGAAUAAGUGCAAGGCGGGGUACAGGGUCGAGUGCAAGUGGUAAAGAGAAGAAUGGAUCAAUAUCAAGUUUAGCAUCUUCAAAUAACACUAAUAACAGACCAGGAUUGAAUACUCAAAAUUCAUUUGAUGGAUCUACCCCUUCCAACACUACAACCACAUCACCAUCCAAUAUUCCCACCACACAAAAUAUCUUAGCAGCACCCAAAACUCGAUCAUCAUUGUUGGGCCAUUCACCUCCUCCACCAUCUGCAUUAUCCGUAUCGCCCGGUCAACCUAGCUCUCCACCACUCAGCUCGCCGACCGGUCCGGGCCACAUGCAGAGAGAUUCCGCAUCGUCCUUAUCACCCGGUGCGGCACUAUCAGCGACAAUCAGUAGAUCGAGUAUAGGAGCGUCCAGCUCACAGGGAGGUGUACAGGUACUGGACGUUGAUAAUAUGAUUCAUCGUCUGUUGGAGGCUGGGUACAGUGGAAAGGUGACUAAAUCACCUCCGUUGAAGAACGCCGAGAUUGCUAGUGUAUGUGCAGCAGCGAGAGAAGUGUUCUUAUCGCAACCGACUUUGAUCGAACUCAGUCCGCCAGUCAAGAUCGUCGGUGAUGUACAUGGUCAGUACGCCGAUUUGAUUCGGAUGUUCGAAAUGUGUGGAUUCCCACCUUCGGCCAAUUACCUCUUCCUAGGUGAUUACGUGGACAGAGGGAAACAAUCGCUCGAAACGAUCCUCUUAUUGCUAUGUUAUAAGAUCAAGUACCCGGAAAACUUCUUCCUGCUUCGUGGGAAUCACGAGUGUGCGAAUGUGACCAGGGUAUACGGAUUCUACGAUGAAUGUAAAAGAAGGACUAAUAUCAAGACAUGGAAGACUUUCAUUGACGUAUUCAACGCACUACCCAUCGCUUCGAUAGUAGCAAGUAAGAUCUUCUGUGUCCACGGAGGUCUAAGUCCCAGUUUGAAGAGUAUGGAUGAUAUUAGGAGGAUACAGAGACCGACGGAUGUGCCUGAUUAUGGACUUUUGAAUGAUCUGGUUUGGUCCGAUCCAUCUGAUACGGCACUGGAUUGGGAGGAUAACGAAAGAGGUGUAUCGUUCUGUUAUGGAAAGAGUGUCAUCAAUGCUUUCUUGGCGACUCAUGACAUGGACCUGAUCUGCCGAGCACAUAUGGUAGUGGAAGAUGGGUAUGAGUUCUAUAAUGACAGGACGUUAGUCACGGUAUUUUCUGCACCAAAUUACUGCGGUGAAUUCGACAAUUUCGGAGCGGUCAUGUCAGUCUCGGAAGAUCUAUUAUGUUCGUUCGAAUUGCUCAAGCCACUGGACGGGGCAGCUCUCAAGAAGGAGAUGACAAAGUCCAAGCGGAAAAGUCUGCAAAAUCAUCAAAGUCCACCUAACAAUCCGAUGGCUCAGAGCUACUAA